This is a messenger RNA of Tilletiopsis washingtonensis, 1328 nucleotides long. RefSeq lists its product as hypothetical. The transcript is spliced from 3 exons. NCBI's taxonomy places the organism in Eukaryota, Fungi, Basidiomycota, Exobasidiomycetes, Entylomatales. The coding region runs from base 130 to 1131 and encodes 333 amino acids. The record is from RefSeq and is a predicted model, not a curated record.
UCACCACCAUCGCUCCACCCGGCCGCAUCGUCCCUCGCCGCUCCAUAGCGACGCCUCCACACGCUCAGCAGCCGCGCUGCGGACAGGCUUGACGCCUUGCUGUGCUGCCACCUCGGGCUCGCUGCCACCAUGGCCGCGGCCGUGAGCAGCGCACUGGCGCCCGAAGCGCGAGGCCUCCUGCCGGCCCUGCCGCGCGACAACGGCGAAGGGCCCAGCCGUCACCACCUGCGCUCCGCGAGCCGAUCACGAACGCCCUCUGAUGUUGAUCGCAAGGUGCUUGACCGUGGUGCGCUGCAGCGGCCGGUGUCCGAGGCGCCCAGCAGCCCGCUCAGCGAGGUCCCGCCGUCGCUCUACGAGUCUGAGCCCGAGGCCGUAGACGAGAAAGCAGUGUCUGCAGCCUCUUUCAGCCUGCAUGGACUGUUGCAGUCUCCGGGCAGCCGAUUCGUGGCGCCGAGGACGGAGGACGCCCGCCGUCUGGGACCUGCAGAGGCGCGUGCGCUCGUCGAAGAAGUGGUCAUCAUGGCGCGCCAGCCUCUGGUGCUCACGCACUGCGACGGGAGCAACGAGUGGUCUCAGAGUUGGAACAUGAGCAAUUGCCGUCGCGGUCUUGCUUACCCAGACCUGCUCGAUCGAGGAUCGGGCGCAGCUGCGCGCCGCCACAAAUUCUACGCAGCAGGCGCCGCAGAGCUGAGCGAGACACCAGAUGCCUGGGAAGCUCGUCUUGGCAAGGGCAGAGACCGUCAAGCCGAUGCUCAGCGCUGGGCCAGCAAUCAGCGCAGAGAUGGGUUCGCGAGCCGGGUUACGGCUGUUGACGAGGCGCUGAGAGUGCUGGGUGAUGGCCCUCCCACGUACAGCUACUCCGUGCGCGGCAUUGUGCAUUACGGCGAGCCGCUCCCGUCAGAUGCCUCUGGCCCACAGAUCCAGUCGCGUCUGCUGCCCGCGAUGCCUGUUCCAACGCCGGCAACAGCAGUGCCGCCGAUGCCAUGGGACCUGCGACAGACCGGCGAUCCGUGCACGCUGGACGUCGCCGGAAACGACAGCAUCGAGCCGCUCUGCAAGGCCCCUUGCGCAGCCGUUCAGACUGUGAGACAGUCGCGGACGGCCAUAUGCGAUAGCUCAGCCGCUGAUUAGUGCUCCCGCCGCAAACGCAGAGCGCGAUGGUGCAUGCUGAAGCAGGUGCGACAUCGCUGUGGGUCAUGACUGGCACCGCCGACGCCGAAGCGCUUGCCGAGCAUUGCGCGACCAUCGGCAAGCACCUGGACGUCGGAGAGCGCGCCUUGUCUGUCGAUGAGCUGCGCGCGGCUCCUCCAACCGUCGUGAUGUACGUC